AUGGCCCGCUUUCAGGAGCACACCCAGGAAUCGGCCCGCAAGGCGGCGCAGGCCCGCGAUCGUGUCGCCGCGUCGUCGGCCCAGGCAUUGGCGGUUCGCCACGCCGUCUCUCCAGCCCCACCGGUGCCGGUCGUCCCCGCUCCGACAGCGCCAGCUUCCGUCGAAAUCACUCAUUACCUCGAACGGCUCGCCGAGCAAGAAGAGGCCAUCAUUGCACUCGAGCGCAAGGUUUCUGCCAAAGAUGAUGAGCUCGCCAAUCAGGCCGAGCGUGUGGCCGAGCUGGAGGCCGACUGCCAGUCGCUGCGCACUGCUGCUGAGGCUGCGCGCGUGGCCAAGGAAGCCGCCGAAGGCGAGCAGGCCUCGCUGCGAGAUGCGCUCCACAUGAAGACUUCCGACUAUGUCAAGCUCAAGGCCCAGCUGCACGAAAAGUCCAUCAAGCUCCAGCAAAUGCUCGAAGUUAACUCGAUCACCGCUUCCACUGCAGCUGGAGACUCGCAGGAGGACAUCCUCGCCGGCCUGCUCGGCCCCAAGCGUUCAGGCGCGUCGUCAGCCGGCUCGGCGUCUCCUGCCACCGCCAACUCGCCUCGCUCCGUCUCGUACACCGCAGUCAUGGCCUCCAAGGAGACUGGUGCUGCUGCGGAUGACCCCCAGCUCCAGGUUCGCAAGAUGUAUGAGAAGAUGCAUGUCUAUCGCUCGCAGGUCAACAAGGCUCGCGACGCCAAUGCCGCUUUGCAGGCUGAGCUCGACGCUGCCCGCAGCGACGCUUCGGUCGCCCGCGAGGAGCUAGCCACCAUCAAGGCAUCACUCCAUGCCUCGCUCGAGGACCUCGUCGCCGAGCGUAACCCCCGCUCCAACCCCGACCCCGACCUUGACCCCGACCCCGGCUCCGAUUCCGCUCCCACUCCGCCCUCCACCGAACUCCAAGCCAUCCGCGCUCGCCUCGAGGAGACCACGCGCGAGCUUGCCCAGGCCCAGACCCAGGAGGAAGCCCUGGUGAUCAAGGUCCAGAAGCUCUCGGCCGAUCUCGAGCUUGUCACUGAAGACCGUGACGCGCUGCUCGGUGCGCUUGAAAAGAACUUGGCCACCAUUCAGGCACUCGAGCGCGACAACUCGCAGUUUGCAGAGACUAUCAACGCCACCGUGGCCAUCCGGGCUGCGCCGUCUGGCCCGCCAGCACCACGCUCGUUCUACGAUGCCAACCCGGUCCUCCAGCCGCCGCCGCACAUCCCAGCCCGCCACACCCCGCGGCGCAGUGAGACCACGACAGCGACCACAUCCGCCUACGCGGGCUCGUACUCGGCCUCGGGAUCUGCCUCGGCCGCGGGCUCGAUCUCACCCGCCCAUGGAGGUGAAGAUGUGCCGCUGGAUGAGCUCGUCUCGCCAGCAGACAUGACCGAGAGCAUCCGCUACCUGCUCGACGUGCUCGACGACUCGGCCUCGGGCAAAUGGAGGCUGCAUCUGGCGGAUCAUCAUCGCCGGGCAGACAACCUGCGUCGUCGAGCUCGGAGAUUCGAGUCGACCAACUGGUCAUCGUCAGAGUCGUCGUCGAUCUCGUUGGACGGUAUCGACGGCCUCUCGCCACGGCGUCGUCGUCGCCGUCGCCGUCGCCGGAGUGGCUCUCGCCGCGGCUCGGUGGCGCACUCGCGGAGCCACCACGGUGACGACGAUGGCGAGUCGGACUCGGACCGCGGCCCGCUGCCAAUGCAUGAGCCGGUUGACUUGGAGGACACCAUCAUGCGCACCUUCCCAGGUCUUUACGGCAUCACUCGCGUGGCGCGCGAACUCGACGCUGUCUCCCGCGAAAUCGAUACUACCAUGAAGCCGCUGGUCAUGCCCGGCCAGGAGUUUAUCGACAUUGACCAGACUGUGGCGGCCAACGAGAUUCUGGUCGAAAAGCAAAAGCGCGCCAUCCACAUGGUGCUCGAGUGUUUCGAGAAGAACUCGGUCUACCGCGACAACGCCCUCGAGUCGCUUCGCGUCUGGUUUGAACUCACCCGCUUCUCAGAGCUCGAGGGCAUCGAGAGUGAGUCAGUCGAGGACUUGCCGUCGCAGGCCUCCAUUAACUCGGCCAUACACCAGGUCACCUCCAACUCGCGAAGGCUCCGAAAGGUUCACCACGACACGCUCGAGUUCUGCAACUCACAGAUCUCCCGUGCCACCGCUACCGUGGGCAGGAUGUCGCAGGCGCAGAUCGCCGAUCUGCAGCAUGCGCUCCAGAUGGCGUCGUCGUCGCUCGAGCAGCUCAACGCGGAGAACACCACUCUGGGCCACCAGCUUGUAGCGGCCCAAGAGUCGGCCGCAAGUGCCAACGCCCAGCUCAAGGAGGCUCGGGUCCUGUUGCAAGACUCGCACGUCAAGUUUGACGCUGCGCUGCGCACGUCCGAGCAAGAGGCCGCCGCCAACAUCGGCAUGCUCCGCAAGGAGCUCGACGACGCGCGCGUCGAGUUGAAGAAGACCGAGGAGGCGUACAAGGCGGCAGCCAAGGACAACACCGCUGCAGACCACCGCAAGAUCAUGCUGUUUCUCGAGGGCCAGUUUGGCUCGCAAGUGUCUAUCAAGGGCUACAUGCGCGCCAUCAUGACCACCGUCGCCGACGCUCGCAAAGCUCAGGCCGCGCCCCACGCUGGGACCAACAUGGCGCACGCCGCCGAGCUGCAGAUGGUCCGCGAGCAGUACAAAUCGGAGCUCAACCGUCUGCUGGCGCAGCACGAGCUUGAAAUGCAGGACUUAGAAGCUGCGCGGGAUGCGGCGCUUGCAGCCGUCUCGAAAGAGCUGGAGAUCGCACGCGACGACAUUGCCCGGCUGCAAGAAGAGCUGGACAUGGUCGACAUCCGGUGGCACGGCAAGAUGGAGGCGCGCGAGAAGGAGCAUGCGGCCCGACUUGAUCUCGCCCAAGGCGGCGAUGGCUCUGGCAUUGGAGGAGGUGAGAGUGGUGGUGCAAGUGGCAGCGGCGGUGAGAAGGGCCACGAGCGCACCAGUGGCAAGGGAGGCACAGGCGGUAACCGUUCGCUUCGCGAGCAAGUCAAGCGCGCAACUGCCAACCUCAACGCACGCGUUGAGCGUCUUCAGCAAGAGCUGGCCGAGUCGAAGCGGUACGCUGCCGAGUUGAAACGCCAGCUCGAGCAGCUGCAGCAUUCUUCAGUGCCGGAUCGCUCGGUAGGGAGCACAGAUGGCCGACGCCGACCGUCCGUGAGCUCGGUGACUGCGUCUGCCGCGGCUGGCGACUCAGAUCGGCUCGCCAAGCGGACUCAAGUGCUCACCACCCAGUUGCGAUCGGUAAUGGCGUCGAAAAAGGAGCUGGAAGAAAAGGUUGAGGAGCUGGAAGCCAGGCUCACGGCUGCUAACCGCUUUCCGAAGGGAAAUGGAGCCACUGAGGCCCAAGCCCCGGACAAAUGGCGAGCUGAACCCGAGCUCGAGCCCGAGCCCGAGCCCGAGUGGGACAUUCGGGAACAACUCACAGCGGUGCUGCUCGACCUGCCAUCCACGUCGGACGAGCUCAUGAUCUUCCUGGCGACCGCCUCUCAGUCGGAGCUCUUGGCCAAGUUCUACGAGCUCGAGGCGGCGCUGCAGACGUCGCUGGAGCGGGAGCACUCGCUUGAGUCCAAGUUGACCGAAGCUGCAGCCGAGGCUGCCCACGGAGCCACAUUUGUGACGUCGGACGCUGCGACGCAGACGCCGGCUUGGUUUGGAGACUCGAAUCCCACGAUGCCGCGCAGUGCAGACGUUCCGACAUCGAUCUCAUCACCCGCGCUGCCAGGUGACGCCGACUUGAGCGUCCCACAAGAUGGCAACCUUCCACGGACGAUGUCGGUGGCUGUGCGAAGCCACUGGCCGGCGCGCGAGACGUGGUCCGUCUCGUCGGGUGAGUGCUCAGACGACGACGCACAGUUUGUGUCACUUGCCGGCUCGCCACCGUCAUUCUCGGGCUCGCCACCGACGUCGCUGGCAUCGCCUCCUCCUCGUUCUACGAGGCUUCCCCGGGCUGCCACAGUGGCCAGCAUAGACUCGGACGAUGAUGGUGAUGGCGACGACGCCAUUAGCGUCGGAAGUAGCGAGGCGUCCGGCAGCGGUGGAUGGGGGGGAGGCCCGGCGCUGCCUGCACCGGCGCCUAUUCCCGACCUUGGCCCGGAAGCUGUUGCGAUGAUGGUGAUGGCGACGACGCCAUUAGCGUCGGAAGUAGCGAGGCGCCCGGCGCUGCCUGCACCGGCGCCUAUUCCCGACCUUGGCCCGGAAGCUGUUGCGCUACAGACACAGGCCGAGUGGGGCCCGUUUGAGACCCUCAAAGCUCGAGAAGGCGAUGGCGAGCUGGCCGACGCGGUGACCCGUGACGGAGUCGAGGCGCGGCUGGCAAAGCUGGAGCGGUCUAUGCUUUUCCUUCGAGCGCAUGGCUUUAACGAGGUGGAUGUUCACGCAUCGGUCGAUGCAUCGCUUGGAGUGCUGUUUGCGACGUCGCCGUCGUCCGUGGAGCAUGUGCGCGGGACUGUCCGCCCCAUUCUGGAAGCGAUGGUACGGGCGCGAACCGAUCUCUCGCGAGAGCGGUGCAAACCAGCAGCGGUGGCGCGGCAGUUCAGCGAAGUGCUUGGCGAGGCAUGGAGUGCGCUUGACGCCUGCCUGCAUGAAAACGAGCUGGCAACACACGAGAGUGUGGCCAAGAUGACGGCGAUUCGGCAAGUGGUGGGUGACUUGCGCGGCCACCUCGGAACGCAUGUUAAGGCUGUGACCAAGCAUGGUCACUCUGCAGUGCCCGGUAAGACGGUGCGCAAGUUCCGCAAGCUUCUUGGCUACGCCGGCGAGUACAUGGACGCACUGCCCGGGCGCGUGGCAGCCGCCGCCGUGCGGACGCUCUCUGCGCCACGGGACAAGAUUGAUGUGAGACGCGAUCCACGGGCGCACGAGCUUCUCUCGGCGUUUGCCACGUCUGUCUUGGAGCCGCUUGCUGAGCAGGUGCGUGAGGCACACCGUCUGGCUGGCGAGGCACGGCUAACGACGCGAGUGGAACGGCUGGAAAGGGCUCAAGAGCUGCGCGACUUGCUCCGCGGCAUGGCGAGCGAGGUGAACAAGGUGGUGAGUGCUGCUGUGGCAUACACGCCGCUGGCUCGGUACCUGGAUGUGCAUGCGACGGAGCUUGACCGAGCGCGGCGGGGGCUCAACGAGGCCACAAUCCAGUUUGCACGGUCGCCUGUGACGCCGUCGUCGCGGGUCCGUGACGCCUUGAUGGGGGCCGUUGCUGAGGUUACCAACGCGCUGCACUCAUGGAGCCGCGAGAGCCUGGCUGAGGCAGGCUUGUGCCCCACCCAAGUCGAGCUUCUCAGCGAGGUUGUUUCCGCACGGGCAGCAGGCAGCUGGGCGCGCGUGCGUCUCAAUGAGGCUGUGGCUGUGGCACGGAAGACCAUUUUGAGCAUCCGCGACGCGGCUGAUCACCGAGCGCUGCAGAGUCUACAGGAGCGCGCGACCGAUGUUGCUGCGCAGAUGGAGAUGUACGCUGAGUGGCUGGUGGCGACAAUGACCGACGGCAGUCAGCGUGGCGUCAUUCUGGUCCGGGCUCGGAUGCUGGCGGACUCUGUGCGUGAUGCGUAUGCGGUGGCGGCUGGGCGCUAUGAUGGGAGGGCAGAGACAACUGCGUCGCAUGCGCUCCGUGUACGGAUGCUCGAUGUCAAGGCGCGACUCACUCAAGCUUUGCAAAAGCGCGAGAUGCAGCAGAUGGAGCUGGAGCGAGUUGUGGUCUCGUCGUUCACUCCGCUGGCCAAGCUGAUGGUUCACAGCGGUGGCGGCGACAGUGGCCAGCCAAGCAGCGACCAGGGCUCACCUGGAGCCAAGCCGUUGCGCAGCGGUGGGGGUGGAUCCGGCCCUGCUGCUGCCGACGCAGGCAGCAGCAUGGCGGGCGCUGGCCCGAGCAUUCCGCUGCCAGACAAGAACGCGUUGCUUGAGCAAGAGCUUCAGCGGACGGCAGAAGAGCUGAAAAACCUUGACGCGGCAGGAUACCAGGGCAUUGGGCACGAGUACAAGAGCGCACGGAGCCGCAAGUUCCACGGAUCAGGCUUUGGUGUCCAUGUCGAUGUCCAGGGGAGGCUGUUUGUGGGCCGGUCACUGCCGAAAGACUCUGCCUUUUACGGCAUGGCAGAGCUAGCCGACGCUGUGGUGGUAGGAUCGGCGCUGGGUCCGGUCAAAGACGAGCCUACGUCGCCGCACGAGACUGAAGAAGCUCGCUCGUCACGAGUGCUGGCGCAGAUGGAGGCGCUGACCCAGGCUGGCACGCUUGAGGAAGGGCCGGCGGCACUGAUGCUGGAAGCUGUGCUUGGGGCCGACGACGAGGGCGAGGACAGCAGCAAGAGUGAGUUGAGCGAUGAGGCGAGCAAGAGCAGCAAGGCUCGAGCGAAUAGCAAGGUGCUGUUGGGCUUGCGGCGGCUGUACCUUUCGGCAUUGCAUGCAAUGCGGGAGAUGAAUGACGGCUUUGCGGCGGUCCAUCAGGCUGUCGGUGCGUUUGGCAGCUCUGUAAGACGGAGUCUUGGCACCGGUGCGAGGCUGCUUACGUUCAACGUAGGCGGCUUGGAGAGUAGCUUGCCGACAGAAGGCGAGCAGUUGAGCUGGCAAGAGUCUGUCCGCUCGGACAUCGACUCGCUUACCGAGCUUGUCAUCGCGAUUCAGGCACGGAUUGAGGGCUUGAGCGAGAUUGCGCGUCAGCAGCAGGAGCAACACGGAAGUAGCGGAGGCAGUGCCGGGCACAGCGGUGGGCCGUCUGCGGCGGCACAGGUGCUUGAGAUGCAGCUCUCGCUUGCAGCGGCUCGGGCGGAUGUCAAGGCGGCGCAGCGGAUGGCAAUGGAGCGGUCCCGCGGCGAAGAGCGAGCGCGGCGACAGCUCGAUGGGUUCCGGCAACGUGAGGGCUUUUUGGUGCACACACUGCAGGCCAAGGACGCGGCGCUUCGCGAGCUGCGGGCGCAACUUGUCAAGCUCCAGCGGGCGAUCGAGGCGCACGACAAGUGGCUUAAGCUGCAUCGGGUCGACGAGGAGGCCAUGCUUGCGGCGGUGGAUGCCGAGCGUGAGCGGAUGGUGCGACAGGCGGCGGUGGAUGCGCAAGAGGUGGCGUACCAGCGAGAAGUGCGAGCAUUGUACGCGCAUGCUGAGCGGCGGGCUGGCGGCGAGCGGCGGGCUGGCGGGCGGCGGGCCGGCGAAGGCGGGGGAGUGAUCGAGGUCGGUAAGCUGCGGUUUGAGCUUCCGCAUUUGGCUUCACCGGUGAUGGAUCCCGCUGCGCGGAGGGUGGCGAGCAGCUCGCCGCCGCGGCGGUACUCUACAGUGCGGUCGCCGUCGCCACGGAGCAGCGGCGCCGGAGUCGGGCGAGGCCGCGGGAUCGGGCGGACCCGUGUUCGUGGCGAGGCUGGCGGGCUGCGGAUGAAGUCUUUCGCGUCCAAGUUUGUGUAGCUCUCCACGGAUGGCUAGUCUCCAUGCUAGUGCAGGUGCAAGCGUUGUGCCAGUUUGUUUGUCGGGUAAAAAGGUUACAGCUC
Molecule: messenger RNA, 7499 nt
Organism: Thecamonas trahens ATCC 50062
Lineage: Eukaryota; Apusomonadida; Apusomonadidae
Exons: 8
Coding region: 1-7416 (2471 amino acids)
Source: RefSeq, a predicted model, not a curated record